Molecule: messenger RNA, 4713 nt
Organism: Perca fluviatilis (European perch)
Lineage: Eukaryota; Metazoa; Chordata; Actinopteri; Perciformes; Percidae
Gene: spats2
Product: spermatogenesis associated serine rich 2
Exons: 13
Coding region: 392-1870 (492 amino acids)
Cellular component (GO): cytoplasm
Molecular function (GO): protein binding
Source: RefSeq, a predicted model, not a curated record
ACCUGGCAACCCCGAAGGAGGAAAAUAUGCCCACAGCAGACUAGAGAGUACUUGCCAUUAAAGACGGCUGGCGGUGGAAGUAUCGGUGACCCGUUUCCAGAAUCUACUGUUCAGUUUUCUUGCCAACACAAAUUUGGAUCAACUUGGUAGAAAAACGAGAGGAAACCCCCAAAUCUUUUCCUAAAUGGUGGAGGACUGAUCUCAACCUCAUUCGUCCAACCCUCCUGCCAGUUGUGAGCCUUGUUGGCAUCUUCUCGAACAAGAAAAACUGUGGGAAAGUGGCCACUCUUGGAGCCCUUAUUUGACCACCAUCUUAAACACAUUUGAAGUGUUAAUACUGUCUUGAGGAAGUACGCAACCAAACAUUUCCUGGAUACUUCUGUGUGACAACAUGGCAAAAAAAAACAGCCCAAAGGAUACGUCAGGGGUGGUGUUUGACACACGCUCAAAAAUGGCCAUGUCCCAGGGAGGAACAGCUGAUAGGAUGAAAGAGAAGAUCAGUGCCGUCAGGGCAGUUGUGCCCAACAAAAGUAACAACGAGAUUGUGCUAGUGUUGCAGCAUUUCGAAAACUGUGUUGACAAAGCCGUUCAAGCUUUCUUAGAAGGCAGUGCAGUUGAGAUCCUGAAGGAGUGGAAUGUCACCGGCAAAAAGAAGCCCAAGAAGAAAAAGAAGCCCAAGCCUCAGCCAGAGGCUUCAGCCGAGCCUGCUCCACCUGAGGCCACGUCGCCUGAGGAGGGCAAGGAUGAGGUCAACGGCUUUCAUGCCAACGGAUCAGUAAUGGACGUAGAGUCACUUGAUUCUCUGAGUGAACAGCUGGACUCUGCCUCCCUGGAUGCAGCCGAGCUGGACUCUGAACCUGUUACAUCCGAAACCACCGGUGCAGAAGCAGAAAGUCAAGGUAGUGUUCCAAGUCCCCCCUUACAGCAAGGAGGGAGGAAUCACCAGGGUCCCAGAGGCAACAAGAACCGACACAGGCCAGGCUCCAAUUCACAUCCACUCACUUCCUCAUUUCCACCCAACACUGAUGAACACGGAUCAUCAGGAGUCAAGAAGAUGGCUCCCAACAUUGACCGCUCUGUGAAGGACCUGCAGAGAUGCACCGCCUCACUGACUCGCUACAGGAUAGUGGUCAAGGAGGAGAUGGACUCCUCAAUCAAGAGGAUGAAGCAGACGUUCGCUGAGCUCCAGAGCUCUUUAAUGGACCGAGAAGUGACUCUACUGGGAGAGAUGGACAAAGUGAAAGCAGAGGCCAUGGGGAUUUUGGACUCCCGGCAGAAGAGAGCGGAGGAGCUCCGACGGCUGACCGACCAGUCAGCAUCCAUGUCUGAGGAGCAGUUGACUGAACUGCGGGCGGACAUCAAGCACUUUGUGAGUGAGCGUAAAUAUGACGAGGACCUUGGGAAAGCUGUAAGAUUUACAUUUGAUCUUGAACCGCUGAAGGCGAGCAUCUUAGGGUUUGGAUCAGUUUACCAUCCGCAUACUGGCUACUCCCACCGGUCCCGCUGUAGCUCCACGUCCUCUUCGGUCGCCAGCCCGAGCCAGCUGGAGACUCCUCCUCCCCCCCAGACUCAAAGCACCCCCAAUGAACACCGCCCUCCACCAAACAAACAGAUUUUCCAAGGCAACAGGCGUACUUUCCAGGGACAAGGGUAUCAUUCGGGUGCUCAGAGGUAUAACGGCGCUUCCUACCAUGACCGGAACGCCGCUCGUGCUAACCACCGCUACCAGAGUGACAGUGGCUCUUCUGGUCCUUCGCAGCACUCACACAGCUCCAGAGGUCCCCACCAUUUCUCCACGUCCUCCUACAACCCAGACCGACCCUCUCAUAACGGGCUGCCCCAAAGGCCUCCGCGGACGCAAUGCCCCUGACAUUGGAAACCCCGUGCUUAAUCAAACCCAUCUACUAACCCUUGCACUCGUCUCCCCAUAGCCUCCCCCUUGCCUUCUACACUCUUCCCCUCUACUAACUCCUUUCAAUGAAGAAUAGAAUACAAGUUUACAUAUUUCUGUCAGUCGAGCUGUAGUGCCACCUCUCUACAUCAAACUUGAAACGCUUUCACUGUCCUGUAAUCGCUCAUCCUUUUUGCAUUUCUUCCAUCCUGGUUAAGGUAACCGCUUCUAUCUUUAGGCUCCCUUUGAGCGAUCUCGUUGCUAUGCUAUUGCCAGUCUCUGUUAUUUUCUACAUUUAAGCUGUCUGCCAGAGACCGCCAUGAUUACCUGCAACAUUUUGUGCACUAUUGAAGUUGAGCUCUUAGUUCUAUUUUUACGGUGGCUUAUGUCAGCUCUCUGAUUUGCACGUCAGAUCUAUUUUUUUUAAAUAUUUUUUUCUCGUCUCUCAGAACCAUUUCAAUGCCUUCACCGUGGAAAGCGUAGUAUAUGUGCUAGUGCUGCAGUUCUAGCAUUUACAGAGAUUUUUGUCAUCAUGAGAGUAGACCUGCAAUCAACACUACAGACUAUCAUUAAUCUUUACAAUGUAAAAAAAAAAAAAAAAAUGAAGCAUAUCAAACUGUAAUCCAGAGCUUUUCGUAUGGCUGCUACAAACCAUAGAGAACUUGUUAACACUAGGACUUAGAUGUGUUUGAGAGUAACUCUGUGAACAGAGAGGUUGCCGCCUUAAAGGAAUAGUUCGACAUUUGAGAAAUGGCUCAUUCCCUAACUUUCCGAGAGUUGGAUACGAAGAUGGAUACCGCCCUCGUGUCUGUACGAUAAAUAUGAAGCUGUCAACAGCAGCCGGUUAGCUUAGCACAAAGACUGGAAGCAGGUGGAAACAGCUUUGUUACCUGACCUAAUGUCACAAAAUCGGCCUUCCAGCACCUAAAGUUCAAUAAUCAACACUUUCUAUUUUGUUUAUUUUGUACAAAAACUGAAGUGUAAAGACACCAAGUUGUGGUUUUAUGGGGGGCGCGGGGGUUAUGUGCCAGGCAGGUGGCGCAAAGCCAGCGGUUUCCCUUGUUUCCAGUCUUUAUGCUAAGCUAAGCUAAUCAGCCGCUGGCUGUAGCUUCAUAUUUACCGUACAGACGUGACCGCGGUAUCAAUCUUCUCAUCUAAUUCGCUGCAAGAAAACAAAGAUGCACGUUACUCAAAAUGUGGCGCUUUUCCUUUAAAUAUUGCCUAAGACAGUGAUGCGUCGCGCUCCCACUGGCCAACGGUUAUCGUGUGUGCUGUUGUUGGCUUGCUGUCCGUUAUUUUGUAACAAAGAGAGGGCUCAUUACCGUUUUGUAGAAUACUGUUAAAUAAUGUCAAAACUCACAACAAAGGAAACUGUCUACAUGCUGUUGUAUAUUUAGUCCUUUACAAUUCUUCAAAUGGAUUUUCUUCCACACACAGUUUCUUCUUUGUGUUCUUGCGUUGUUAUAUGCAGAUGGACGGCAUAUUAAUGACAUGCUUGCCUUUAGUCCCAGAGAGACUUCACAUUUGCCUUUCUAGAGACAUAGAUGUCUGCAUCAUGAUGGCUUCCUAAACAGAUGGUACUUGUAGAGGAGAUGAUUUAUAAUUAUAUGUGUAAGAAUAAGAUCUUUUCUUCCUUUUUUUUUUAUAUUCUCAAUUUAUCCCAUCCAUGAACGUAAAACUGAUCAAACCGAUGAAUGAAUUAGAAGGUUGUAUUGAGCUAAGAAUUUUUUUUUUUUUUGGUCUUCUAUGGCUGCCAAGUAGACGCUUUAAGGCUGUUUUUGGGGUUAUGUCUCAUCGUACUGUCCACAGCUUCUAACAGAAAGCUGGUGCGUACCUCGGUGCUGAUGAUAUGAAGCGGCCUGUCUUCUGGCAGUGGGCUUUAAUUUAAGGGACCGGGACCCCCGGUGAUGCCUCUUCUCUUCUUGUAGUUAUGUACAUACAGCAUGUGAAGCGCCAAGGCUGUAAUGUAACUGACUGGUUGUUACAUAAUUGCUGCAUUUUCUCCAUAAUGUGUCGUCUUCCUUUUGAGCAGACUUCUCCCCCCCCCCCCAUUGUUUGUUUCCUUGUGGGUUUUCAUAUGAUGGGGAGAUUUUUCUUCUUAUUUAAGAGAUUCAAAACCCCCAGUGAUUAUUAGUUAAUAUUGUGGAGAGAAGAGCGUUAACUUGUUUGGUGAAUAUGUACUAGAACGACACGUUUUGACUGAAAUCGUCAUCGCCCGUAGUUGCAGAUGGUUUGAUUUACUCCAGUAUAUGGAGAUGCUGGAUUUGUUCAAUCAUGACUCAAAGAGAGUAGAUUGUGUCUGCCUCACUUUAACCACUUUUUUUGUUUUACAUUCCAAACUGUAGGAAUAUUAGGUUAUCGCCAAAGAAAUAAUUUUGUCCUUUUUUUUUUUUGUUUUUUUUUUUUGUUUGCUCGGCCUGUAAAGAAUUCCAAAGGGGAUAAAUCCAACACUUCACCUUUUUUUCUUCUUCCUAUACUACUUUUAUUUUCUGAUUCCUUACUGUAUAUACAUAUAUGUAGCUAUAUAAUUUUGUGCUCACAUGGGGCAUUUUGUAUGUGAUAUUCAUAUUAGGCAUAAAUAAUGGAGGUUAGACAUUUAGUUAAUUCAUUCUUCCAGUAGACCUUGUGUCCUCCUCAAGACAACCUUUCUGAGACAACUGUUUACUCAAGUGCCUUUUCUUGUCUCCCACUGAUUCAUUGACAUCCCCUCCACCAGAAUAUGGACCAAAGACAUCGACCGUCCCCAACACCCCCUCUCUUUCUCCCCACUCACUGAAUUGCACACUUUUUAUUUACUAUGAAUAAACAGUUUGCAAUACUGA